CAUGACUGAUCCUUUGUUCUUCUACUUACUUGUUCGCGCUGGCUACACUCAUUUGAUGCCACCUGGGGCGUGCAAAUCUUGAACGUCUUUUUUCCUUGUUAUGCCUAAAAUAAAAUUGAGGCACAAGUUGAGUCUCACAAGAUAGAAGCUUCCAUGCCAUGGUCCACUCACCUAACAAAUACCUACUUCUCAAAAGUCAAAAUUUCUUUUUCUUCUCCCAAGAAAAUUGUCUAUAUUUAUUGAAUUUGAUUAACCUUAAUCCCAUCUUAAAUCACCAUACAUCUCUAUUUUCCUUUUCUUGCUGAAGAUUAUUGAGAAGCUAUGGGUGACAUUGAUCCUUCUUUCGUUCAAGACCAUGAGCAGAGGCCAGAUUUCAAAAGCAUAGAAAUUGAAGAAAUCCCAGUUAUUGAUCUCUCAGUUUCAAGCCCAAGUGACAUUCAAGAAGUAGUUUCAAAGAUUGGAGAAGCAUGCAAGAAAUAUGGGUUUUUUCAAGUGAUUAAUCAUGGAGUAGCACUGGAGCUGCGUCAAAAGACUGAGAAGGUGGCAAAAGAAUUCUUUGAUCAGUCGCUGGAGGAGAAAAGGAAGGUGAAGCGAAACGAGGUAGAUCCUAUGGGAUACUACGACAGUGAACAUACUAAAAAUGUUAGGGAUUGGAAGGAGGUUUUUGACUACUUGGUGUUGGACCCAACUCUGAUUCCUGCCUCAGCUGAUCCUGAUGAUAAAGAGCUAAGGACUUUGACCAAUCAAUGGCCUCAGUACCCCUUUGAAUUCAGGGAGAAAUGCCAAGAAUACACCAAGCAAGUUGAAAAACUAGCUUUCAAGUUGCUGGAACUUAUUUCUAUGAGCUUAGGCUUACCAGCUGAUCGUUUGAAUGGCUACUUCAAGGACCAAAUCAGCUUUGCUAGGCUCAAUCACUAUCCUCCAUGCCCUGCUCCCCAUCUAGCUCUUGGUGUGGGUCGACACAAAGAUGGUGGUGCCUUAACCGUCCUUGCUCAAGAUGAAGUUGGAGGACUGGAAAUUGCCAGGAGAGCAGACGGCGAGUGGGUUCCGGUCAAGCCAAUACCAGAUGCCUUCAUCAUCAACAUAGGCAAUUGUAUGCAGGUUUGGAGCAAUGAUCUGUACUGGAGUGCAGAGCACAGGGUGGUGGUGAACUCGGAGAAGGAAAGGUUUUCAAUGCCAUUUUUCUUUUUCCCUGCACACUAUGUCCAAAUUAAGCCUCUGGAGGAGCUAGUGAAUGAGCAAAAACCUCCCAAAUACAAAGAAUUCAACUGGGGAAAGUUUUUUGCUAAUAGAAACCGUAGUGAUUACAAGCAACAAGAAGUGGAAAAUGUCCAAAUCGAUCAUUACAAGGCACCUGAGUAGCUGUUUCGAGUGGCUUCUAUGUGUCUAUCAGCAAAUAAUAUGCAGUCAUGAACUACAAAUUUAAAUGGUGUGAUAUUCUCUAUUCCCAUUUAGCUUUGUGAACAUAUAAACUAUUAGAUCUGUUUUUUA
Molecule: messenger RNA, 1491 nt
Organism: Hevea brasiliensis (rubber tree)
Lineage: Eukaryota; Viridiplantae; Streptophyta; Magnoliopsida; Malpighiales; Euphorbiaceae
Product: protein DMR6-LIKE OXYGENASE 2
Exons: 3
Coding region: 322-1362 (346 amino acids)
Molecular function (GO): dioxygenase activity
Source: RefSeq, a predicted model, not a curated record